Messenger RNA from Cloeon dipterum, 2517 nucleotides. Its product is annotated as baculoviral IAP repeat-containing protein 7-like. Gene Ontology annotation, molecular function: ubiquitin protein ligase activity; cysteine-type endopeptidase inhibitor activity involved in apoptotic process. Gene Ontology annotation, cellular component: nucleus; cytoplasm. The transcript has 5 exons. The record is from RefSeq and is a predicted model, not a curated record. Gene Ontology annotation, biological process: negative regulation of apoptotic process; positive regulation of protein ubiquitination; regulation of cell cycle. The coding region runs from base 1884 to 2426 and encodes 180 amino acids. Lineage: Eukaryota; Metazoa; Arthropoda; Insecta; Ephemeroptera; Baetidae.
CAGCGGGAGAAGUGUGGGUGGGAGUCGUACACAGACUUUAACAUCCUCACAAUUUGCCAGAGUGAGUGGUGAGAAACAAAUAUUUUAACUAAGAUUAUUUCUUUUCCUGUCUAAGCGUACUUAUAAAAUCGCCAAUGUCAGUGCUAUAUAGGUGUCCGACACUGAAAAUCCUGUUUUUUACUUAUAGUUCCUGUUCAGUUGCCGCCUUGAAACAUACGCAACUGUCUUGGCGGGUCUAUCGCUGUGGCCAACCCGAAAUACCAGAGAAUACGAGCGAGUCUGGCUUCCUUCUCUGGCUGGCCCAAGGCGAAGCCCACGCCAUUUUGGUUUUCAUUUUUAAAAGAAAACCAAAGAAAAAGUUGGGAAAGAGAGAAUAUUGAUAGUUUCCUAUUCUAGUCAUAGUUAUUUCCUAAUCUGGGCUCACUGCUUUGGCUGUUUUAUUCUGUCAGAGUCAUAUAGGCGAUCGGUGGAUUUCGAUACACCUCAAGUGGCAGUGGCCAAUAUCGUGGAAAAACCGGAAAAAACAUAUGUAUAAACCAUAAUGGUAUAUACAUGUUGUUGCAACAACCUCCCAACCCAAUUGUAAAGCAAAAGUGCAUAUGUAGUAAUUAUAACAAUUUAAUUGUUUUAGUUUUGUUUUUAUAUUUUAUAAGGUAAAAGUUAUUUCUUUAUUCCAGAUCCAAAACUAGAUAGUAUAUAAGAGCGCACAAAUUUUAAUAUUGGAGAUCUACUUUUUGACUUAAAUAGUAAAAUAUUCACUUUGUAACUCACUCACUUUUAUAAAAUAAUAGCUCGGCCAACAAAAUCAAAUUCAUUGUAGUCACAAUAAAUAAAUCUUGGUGUUUGUCGAGCGCGGUGCGCAUUUUUAACUCGACGGCCAUGACAAUAAUUUCCCUAACCAAAAUUUCUUCGUGUUCCAUAUUUAAAUAAUACUGUAUUUAAUUCAACAUUUUGACAGACGUGAUUGUUUUGUUUAUUCUCAAUCAGCAAUCAGCUUUUCCAAUCAAUAAUUGGAACAAAACAAGUACAAAAUUGAAGUCGCUGUCACAUUCCCGUGCUCUCCCACCACUUUUAAGUGACUUUGGCUACCACUUGCUGCUUAUGGGAUUUUACGUGUUAAAUUUGGAGGUCGCUGAUUGGUCCCAAUUUCCCAUUUGAUUUAACCCGUGGAUUCGUAUGGCACUAGCCUAGCACACGGGUCGCUAGACAUAUACAACGGUACAGAAAGUGAAGCUCCUUCAUUCCUUUCCGCAUGUUUUUCAAAUUUAGUAACACAAAAAAAAUUAAUUAAAUAAACAUAAGCAGUCCUCGGUGCGGAGGCAAGUGGCCCUUGAGUGGGCUGGGUCCCUGUGCGGCCUGGUGCGCCCAUGUUUUCCGUUCGCGGUGUUAUUGGGACCCGGGUUUCAGCAUCCGUGCUAGUGCAGUGCGCGCCCUUCCUGGUCCAGGGUAAAAAGAGCAAAAAAAAACAUAUCAAUGUGAGACGACCUACACCAUGCAAGAUAUAGCAUAAUGUCAUUAUGAAACUUACAUACAUUGCUAGUGUUUGUGUCACAAGCAAAUAAAGUGUGCAUGUUCCGCUACAUGGAAGGCCUGUAAUCAAGAAAAUUAUCAUUAUUUUGAAAUUUGUUAGCAUGAUAAACACAAACAGAAGUUUUGGCACCUACACGCGCACGCCAUCGAGCGGCGAGAGCACCACAGGUUUUUUUGGAACGCAUAAUAUGUUUUCUUUCGGGCUAAAGCUGAAAGUUAUACACUUGCAUGGGCAGAUAACCCUCGCUAGUCAGUUUCAGACAACGGGGGAAGUGUUGGGACGUCCACAGACUUAAUAUUUCACAAUUUGGCUGGAGUGAGUGAGUGGAUCUGUUGAGUUGCUGCCUGGAAGCAUGGGCAACUGUAAUGGGUCUGUCGCUGUGGCCUACCCCAACUAUCAGACCAUGCCAGCGAGGCUAGCUACCUUCUCUGGCUGGCCCAAGGAAAAGCCCACGCCAAUUGCCAUGGCAGCUGCUGGAUUCUUUUACAGUGGAAGGAACGACGGAGUGAUAUGCUUCCACUGCAACUGCAGACUCCGCACCUGGAAAUCGACGGACGAUCCGUGGGUUGAGCACGCACGCUGGUAUCCGCACUGCCCCUUUAUCAAAAACAUCAGCCAGGAACAGGCUAGGGCCUCCAACGUUGCAAAUAUCCUAGAGAAAGAAGGCGUGCGCCCAGUUAAAAGACAAGACAACACACCACCCUCGAAGAAAACAGAGGCAGAAAAGUCAGUCAGAAGCGAAUCGAACCUGUGCUCAGUGUGCCAAGAUAACAUUGUUGGUAUUGUUUUCGUGCCGUGCGGACACCUCGUCACUUGUGUGCAGUGCGCUCCAAAUCUUAGCCUCUGUCCGGUCUGCCGGAAGGAAAUACAAACUUCUCUCAGAACAUACUUUUAGUACAGCAGAAUCCACCCAAAGAAAAAAAUCCAAAGAAUGUGUUGAAUAAGUUUCUAAGUUUGAAUCCUGUUUACAUUUAAAUAUAAAUAAA